Molecule: messenger RNA, 1701 nt
Organism: Hippocampus comes (tiger tail seahorse)
Lineage: Eukaryota; Metazoa; Chordata; Actinopteri; Syngnathiformes; Syngnathidae
Gene: amacr
Product: alpha-methylacyl-CoA racemase
Exons: 6
Coding region: 239-1387 (382 amino acids)
Biological process (GO): bile acid metabolic process
Cellular component (GO): mitochondrion
Molecular function (GO): alpha-methylacyl-CoA racemase activity
Source: RefSeq, a predicted model, not a curated record
UCUCAGUUGUUCUUUUUGUAGCGAUGGAAAAAAAUAACAACUACUUGUCGAAUAUUACUGCGUGUGUUUGUCGUGUGCGUCGCACGUCGGGAAAAGUCGCAUUUAGCAGCAACUGGCCAACAGAAAACAUGACAGUGUGACUUUGGACUUUGGAUUACUUUGUAUUUUAGUUUCGAUGUCUGCGUCGUGACUCGUAACACGAGUAACCUAGCUUUGUUUUUAGCCGUGUGUUUUCAAAAUGGCGUUGGCUGGAGUCCGUGUGGUCGAGCUCGCGGGCCUUGCUCCGGCACCGUUCUGCGGGAUGAUCCUGGCCGAUUUCGGCGCCAAUGUGGUCCGCGUCGACCGCACGAAGGCCGGCGCAUCGAUGGACACGCAGGCUCGCGGCAAACGUUCUGUGGCCAUCAACCUGAAGACCUCAGAGGGUGUUUCUCUACUCCGGAAGCUCUGUGUCCAGUCAGAUGUUGUCUUGGAGCCCUACCGCAAAGGUGUGAUGGAGAAACUAGGUCUUGGUCCAGAGGACUUGCUAAAGGAAAAUCCCAGUCUAGUGUACGCACGCCUUACGGGAUACGGACAAAGCGGAAUGUAUGCCACAGCGGCUGGACAUGACAUCAACUACCUGGCCAUGUCAGGGCUUUUAUCCUGCCUGGGUCGCAGCGGAGAGAAGCCGUACGCACCUCUGAAUCUCUUAGCCGACUUUGCAGGCGGCGGGCUCACAUGUGCUCUCGGCAUCGUCUUGGCUUUGCUGGAGCGAACAAAGUCAGGGAAAGGGCAGAUCAUCGACUCCAGUAUGGUGGAAGGAGCCGCCUACGUGGGCUCGUUUAUAUGGAAAUCCCGCGCCAUUGGCUUAUGGAAUCGUCCUCGCGGGGAGAACAUGUUGGAUAGCGGCGCUCCUUUCUACGACACGUACCGGACGGCCGACGACGAGCACGUGGCCGUGGGCGCCAUUGAGCCGCAGUUUUACAAGCAGCUGCUACAAGGCUUGAAAUUAGACGAGGACCAGUUACCACCACAAAUGAGUUUCUCGGAUUGGCCAGAGCUCCGUCGGAUCUUCUCGGAGCGUUUCGCCUCCAAGACACAGGCGGACUGGUUACGGAUUUUCGACGGGACGGACGCCUGCGUGACUCCCGUGUUGUCGCUUGACCAGGUGAGCUCACACCCGCACAACAGUGACAGGGCUUCCUUCGUGAAGGACUCCAACGGGGAGGAAAGCCCUCGGCCGGCCCCUCUCCUCUCCCGGACCCCCGCGCAGGCGUGCGUCAACCCUGGGCCGCUUAUCGGAGAACACACUGUGGAGGUUCUGAAGGAAUACGGGUUCAAAUCCUCUGAAAUUGAAAAAAUGCUCACCGCGGGCGUUGUGGAGUGCUCCGGCGUUAAGGCAAAACUGUGAUGGAUACUUUUUAGUUUUUCCGCUGAAAGGGAGAGUCAGUAAAUUUGGAAUUUAACCUCGUAAUAAUGGCUGAGCAUGAUAAAUAAUUUGUCCAUUAAUUAAUCAGAAGUUUUUGUUUUGUUUUUUUAAUUGUGUGGGAUCGAUUGUAUAUUGAUUGUGUUUUGAAGCAAUUGGAGGCAAAUGUCAUGAAAAAUAUCCAAAUUAUUUUUCGGGGAAAAAGUUGCACGUUACUUUGAAAGACAAGUCCUAAUAAUUCAAGUUCUGAGUUGUAUUGUAGAAUAAAGCUCUUUAAAUAAAACACCUGAUUAAUUUAU